This is a messenger RNA of Cyphomyrmex costatus, 3042 nucleotides long. RefSeq names its product bicoid stability factor (gene bsf). Gene Ontology annotation, biological process: regulation of mitochondrial translation. Gene Ontology annotation, cellular component: nucleus; mitochondrion. The transcript is spliced from 4 exons. NCBI's taxonomy places the organism in Eukaryota, Metazoa, Arthropoda, Insecta, Hymenoptera, Formicidae. Gene Ontology annotation, molecular function: protein binding; mRNA 3'-UTR binding. Bases 22 to 3042 code for a protein of 1006 amino acids. The record is from RefSeq and is a predicted model, not a curated record.
CUGACAAACGCUGAUCUGAAGAUGAUCGAGAUCGAUAAGGUACUGUAUUUAAGAAGAUAUUUGAUAUUCCUUGGUCGCUCGCAGCUGCAUUUGUCGCGAUGCGGAAUAACUAAUCGUUCGUCACAAUGCGGAGGUUAUGUUCUCGAAUACAUGCAUCCUCGGAACCUGCGACCUGAAAUUUACAUCGCAGCGUGCAACAGGACAUACAGCACGACGGUGCCGCAGUCAUCACAAUCCGACAUUGUUGAUCAUAAACUGAUGUCAUUUUGUGAUGAUAUUAAGAAGGGCCGAGUUUCAGCAGAUGGUCUAAAGGAAGUUAUCAAUUUAUGCAAUAAAAACAACUAUCAGUUGCCUCAAGAUGUUGGCAUUCUAUUACUGAAAUGCUGCGGCAAUCUACUGUGCGAUUUAGAGGCAACGGAAAGGGAUAAUUUAGCAGGCCAGGUGUGGCGUUUGGCAAAGAAGAAUGAUGGAACAAUCUCUUUGGAGUAUUACAACACUUUGUUAGGUGUUAAUGAAGAUAACUCUUUAUCUGUGAAUCCCAAGAAGUUCUUAGAAAAUAUGAGUGUGGAGCCAGAUGAAAAUACUUAUCGUUUACUGUUAAAUAUAGCCACAAAGACAAAUAAUAGUGAACACCUAUGGGAUAUCUUAUCUGUUACAAAGGAUAAGAAUGUAACCAUCUAUGAGGAGGCAGUCAAUGCGUUAGUACGGAUUUACAUGACAAAGAAUGAUAUUGUCAAGGUUGAGCAAAUGAUAACACUAAUGCGAGAGGUAAAACUACCCACAACCAAGGCAUAUGGCGAGCUGGCAUGUGGAUAUGCAAGAGUUGGUGAUAUUCCGAAUUUAAUUAAGAUAUUGAACGAAGAGCCACAAGACAAUGUGAAUCUUUUGAGGAUAAUAAAGAUUCUGAGCAUAUCCAAUAACAGCAGGCAUAUCCCAGUUGUUUUGAAUUUUUUAAUGACCUCAGUACCUAUGCUUCAGACUGAGAUCUUCAAGAUGAUUACAGAACUGAUACGUGCCAAUCAAGUUGCGGACGCUCAAACUAUCAUAAAUUGUAUUGCGAUGAACGACGCGGUGACAAAGGAGAUUACACAGAGUUUUGUAAAUAGUUUCAUGAACGAAUUAAUAAUAUUAAACGCGCCGAUUGAUAAUAUUAUUAAGUAUGCAAACGACUUUGUUGAAUCUGGUUGCAAUCAAGCAUUGCUCGACGUAGCGGAGAUAGGUUUGAAGUUGGGUAGAGAGAAACUAUGUUUUGCGAUAUUCGAUGUAAUGAGACAGAAAAAAAUAGAGAUACGACCGCAUUAUUAUUGGCCUUUACUGAUAACAGCAUACAAUAAUAAGGGAGAGGCUGAGAUAUAUUCACUCGUGAAAUCUAUGGUGAACACUGAUGUAAAAAUAGAUUCAGACACAUUGCUUCAUUACAUAUAUCCAUAUGUAAAUACUACUGAUCCAGUUAUCACUUUACAGAAACUGUUACUGAGUGGUGUAGAAGGUGAUAUCAUAUUUACGCCUUUAUUGUCUUUUCUGCUGCAGCAAAAUCGGCUGCAGGAUUUAGUGCUACUGUGCACGUCCUCUAUACGUUACAAAGUAUAUUAUAAGGAAUUGAUGAAACCAUUAGUACACGCUUAUUUCGAUACUAAAGACUUCAAAACCUGUGUACUGUUAUUGACGACAUUUCCACAAGGUCAUGAUUUUGUCGGUACAUUGUUGAAAUCAUUGAUAAAAAUUGAAUAUCCGAUUUAUAUAGAAGAUCUACAACUUCUUCUGGAUGAAUUAAAAAUAUAUGAAAUAAAGAUAUCGCAAUUUGAUGCAAACAUUCUCAAGAACAGACUAAAAAAGAAUAAAAAUUUUAAUCUUACACCAAAGGUGAUAACUCUAAUAGACAAUUUAGUUGAUUCUUCUAUGAAAGAUUUGUCGAUCAUGUCACACUUGAAGUACAUGAACACUAAAGAAUUAACAUAUUAUCUAGUGGAAUUGAAGAAUUCCACUGAUUCAGUCUACAAAGACCGAAUUAAAUUUAUUUUGCAGAAAAUGCUAAUCUCAUAUUGUUUUGAGAACAAUAUUAAAAAAGUCGAAGAAAUAAAACAAGAAUAUGAUGCGUGCCAGUACGAAUGGACACCUAACAUGAAGUCUAUUUUAUUUGAAUUAUAUGUGAAGAAUGACAAAUUGAACGAGGCUGAAGCACUGUUACCCGAAUUGCAGAUUAUGCCUAAUAAAUUCCAGAUUGACAGAAUGAAAAUUGUGAUGUAUGCCACCGCAUUGGUGAAGGCAAAUAAACUCACAAAAGCUUUUGAUAUUAUUAAUACACUCAACAUCAUUGAUUUUAAAGUAGACGCGCAGAAGUAUUGUUGUAUACUUCUGCAAACUCUAGCACAGAGUCAGUAUCAUGAUCGCACGAAGGAUAUGUUAAAUUUGCUUUUAGAAAAAAAUUAUUGUCAAGUAACCAUGGAGUUGCUAAAACCGCUGGUAGCAAUGUCAUUAAAACGCAACAUUUUAGAAGCCGUGGAUGUACUCUCAAAAUGCGCGCAAAAAUUUCAUAAGAUGCCGUUGAUAUUGGAAGUAUUGAUAUUAUUGUUGGAGCAAAAAUACAGUUCAAAAUUACACGAUGCGGAUAACUGGAUAAAUCAUGUGUAUGAUAUAAUAAAUACUAUUUAUUCUGAACAAACAGCAAACACGAUAUUGGCGAUAGCAUUAGCGACAUUGAACAAAACGGAGAAAUUACAAAUUUUAUUACAGAAUAAUACGCUGUCCAUGAAUUGCCUUAUGUACUAUCUUAAUAACGUAGAAAGUAACAGUAUUAUAGACGGUUUACAAAAUAUUCUUGAAGUAACCGAUGCUAUUCAUGUGAAUCAAAAUAUGAUGUGUGAAGCGCUCCUUUCUGCUUAUAAUAAAAUGGGAGACUGCAAUCGUGCUUUAGAAUUAUGGAACAUUAUGUGCACAAAGAAUAUCAAGCCCUCCAAACAGUUUGAAAAGAAUUUUAUUCCAUUUUUAUUGUCAAAUAAAAUGUCGCUCCCUCCUGAAUUGGACAGAAUAAAAAUAAAAUAA